AGGGGUUGUUUGUUGGCAUCUUUCCCGAAAGCGAGCGUGUUUGACGUCUGCCUUGAAGAACAUCUUCGUCGUCGUUGUCGUCGUUGUCGUUGUCCCGAGAAACCCCCUGAAUUUGUCAUCAUCAUAACACUCGCGGAUGUAAUUUCGUACGCCUGUUUCGUAGCUGCCCUCCGUUGCGGUGGAUCAACAGAGAUCGGCCAAAUAAUCGCACGGAAUGACCAAUACUGGGAAUCGGGCUCGCACCAACCACACGCGACAUUCGUACCACCAGGAGCAACCCGUCCCGUCCAACAGCAGCAGCAGCAGCAGUGGAAGCGACGUGUUAGUUUUAUAAUUAUAUUUUGUUUUGUGCGUACGACGCGUACGAGCUGCCCGCAAACAAACAAGCCCCACGUUCCCCUUUCGGAAGCACCAUCUCGAACAACGGUGGCGGCGGAGUGCUCGGUGAUUGCUAGAGCACAUCCUGUGUGGGAUCGGGAGAUACCAGCCACCAAACCUGCAUCAUCUUUACCAGCAACAUAAACAGCACAGUCUGGUGCCUCAGUGGUGCUUCGGCGUGAAUUACGGGAAGCAAUUCGUAGCGAAAGUCAAUAUACUUCCUUGAUGUGUUUUGGAACGCCCAAAGAAUCGUUACAUCCAGUGCCAAAGCAAGCAGAGUUCGGUUUACCACACUCAACACCAACGCUAGCAUUAGUAGCAGCAGCAGCAGCAGCCGCGUAUGAUGCCCUGCCCGGGAUUGAAGGUUUCGCACGUGAUAUUUGUGAUCGUCAUUUUGAUAACAAUCGUGUUCUACUCGUCGCUCAAUGGCCGGCACUUUAUACUCGAGCCGCGCCGGUACGCAAACCACCGCAAGAACGAUCCUAGCCCACUAGCAAACCGGACGCUACCGGUGACGGUCGCUGACAAGGCGUUGCUCGUCGCCGGCGGCCAGCCGGUACCGCCGGCCGGUCUCGAACGCCAAAAGUGCAAUGUGUUCCAGAUCGUGGUGCAGGGCUGCGGCUUUAACAUGCUUACCAAAACGCUCGAGCGCGUCCAGCAGCAGGAAAAGAACCAAACGCAGCUUCUUGCCCAACAGAUGCAGAAGGAGCAACAGCAGCAGCAACAGCAAGACCAAUCGGAGCAGGAGACGGCACCCGAGCAGGCGAACAACAUCCAGCGAAUACCAAACCCUUCCGCGGUGAAACUUUCGGCCGCCCCGGUAGGAUCGUCCUCCUCUUCCUCUUCCUUGCCGCCCGCACCGCCCGUCCCGACCGCAGCGGAAACCGAUGGUGAGAAGGUGAUAAAAACGCGCGACCUGUACCAUUCCGGCCAUCUGCCGGACGGGGCGUGCGUAGCGAAUCUCUGCCCCCGGAACGGUACCGACGUAACGCUGCUAGUGCUGGUCACGUCCGCACCGACCCACCGGGAACAGCGGCUUGCGAUCCGCCAGUCCUGGGGCCAUUACGGUAGCCGGCGGGACAUUUCGAUCGGGUUCAUCGUCGGGCAAACGGACGAGGCACGGAUCGAGGAUCAGCUCGCAGCCGAAAGCUACAUGUACAGUGAUCUGAUACGGGGCAACUUUAUAGACAGCUAUCGCAACCUAACGCUCAAAACGAUUUCCCUGCUCGAGUGGACGAAGCUGCACUGUCCGAAUGCGUCCUUUCUGCUGAAAACGGACGACGACAUGUUUAUAAACGUGCCGAAACUGUUACAGUUUAUGGAGGCGCACAGCAACCAGCGGCGCACGAUAUUUGGCCGGCUGGCAAAAAAAUGGAAACCGAUACGGAACAAAAAAUCUAAAUACUACGUCAGCCCGGAACAGUACUAUCCGCCGGUGUUUCCACCAUUCACUACCGGACCGGCGUAUCUGCUGACGGCCGACAUCAUUAGCGAAAUGUUCGAAAAAUCACUCAGCCAAACGUACCUCAAGCUGGAGGACGUCUACACGACCGGUAUCGUUGCACAGCUGCUAAACAUACACCGGAUCAACGUGAAGGAGUUUCUCAACCGCCGGAUAGCGUUCAACCAGUGCAACAUCAAGAAGGCGAUCAGCAUCCACAUGGUCAAGAACAACGAGCAGCUUGACCUGUGGAAGAAGCAGGUCGACACCAGUGUUUCGUGCACGUAGAAGUAUUGUUUUUAAAACUAUUUAGUAUCAAAUUCUCCAUUGCCGCGGUUUUACCUAGCUCUCGAAAACGGCCCUCUCUUCCCUUCGGGUUUUUGUUGCUGCCCCCCCCCCCUUUUUUUCCCUCCUCUCCCCCAAUCCUACCCCUGCCCAAGACAUUUAAAACCCAAGACAUAAAAGACAUCUUUUUCAUACGCAUCACCACACACACACACACACACAUACGUUUUUCGUUCCAAACGUAAAGAGGAAUGCAAAAAGAAAAAAAAGCAAAAGAAGAAGCAAUCAGCGAGGAAGAAGAAGGAAAAAGGAUAAUAAUAAAUUAAAAUCUCUUGUAAAUGUUAUUUCUUAAAAAAAGCAACAACAAACAAAAACCUUUUUAAGAAAAAAAACGAAGUCCUGUUUUUGCCGGAGGUUUUUUUCUGCUUGAGAGCAAUUUGCUUGAUAAAAGCAAUUAAAACAACAACAACAAAAAAAAAAACAGAAGGAAAAUACGAACGAAAAAGCAAACAAAAAAGCGUACGAGCAUGCCUUUUUUUACAAAAAAAAAAAACUAAAACACGCAAGAGAUAGACAUUGAUACAUUCCGACGCUUUGAAAGUUUGUGUUAGUGUGUGUGCGAAUGCGAAACGUAUUUAUAUAGACGUACCACACACCAUGCAAACGGUGUGAAACUGUGUAUAGAAAUAACCUUGUAUGCGUCUUUCCUGGAGUACAGCGUGUCCUGGAGUUUUGCUGUGUGCGUUCUCUAGUUAAGUAAGCAUCGCGUGGUGGUUAGCAGCAGCGUUGUUCGAGACGCAACCGUCUCUUUGAGGCUGAAUUUGAAUUUUAAACCCUUCCUGAUGGACACACCUUAACCUGUUUGUUUUUUAUUGUUGCCUAUUUUCCUGGCGAUGGAAACACACAUCAAAACGGAAACGAAAAGCGCGUACAUAAACGGACGAAGAAAAAAAAAACAAACGCGAUAUAUUUAUAUACAUGAAUGUAAAACCCAUAUUUCCUAAAAAAGAAAAAACACAUGUAUCAACUUCAACAACCCCUUCAAACACAUCACAAUAGCUAGAGCAGCGGAAUUUUGGCUUUCUUCUGUAAGGCGGCUUCGAGAAGCCAACAGGACAUUGUAUAAAACAAAAACAGCAACUCUAUUUUAUAUAGCAAUUCUCACGAUUUUUUUUUUGUAACGGCUGUAAAUAUAUGUUCGCAACUGCCGACUGGAGGAAGCGGAAGAAGUGUUGCAGGAAUUGCAAUUGGCAACAGGCAAGCGAACGUGUAAGCGAAACGAUGCGUGUUUCGCUGUGAUUGUAUUGUGUAUUUUUUACCUUUUUUUUAUCGUUUAAACCUUUGUUUGUUCUCGAUAUGUACGAUUAUUUAUCAUCAUCUGGUCUGGGGAUACCCGGCGCCUAGCAUUAAGCAACGGGAUUUGUGGGCGAUGAAUAAAAUGAUUCUCUCAUCGGUUACCCCUUAUUA
Anopheles stephensi (Asian malaria mosquito) is the source of this 3571-nucleotide messenger RNA. RefSeq names its product beta-1,3-galactosyltransferase 5-like. The record is from RefSeq and is a predicted model, not a curated record. Lineage: Eukaryota; Metazoa; Arthropoda; Insecta; Diptera; Culicidae. Bases 719 to 2107 code for a protein of 462 amino acids. Gene Ontology annotation, molecular function: hexosyltransferase activity. The transcript has 4 exons. Gene Ontology annotation, cellular component: membrane.